GGAGUCCCUAUUGCAUCAAACUAAUAUAUCUUGGCAUUGUACCUUAUUCCAGUAUAUAUAAACACACACACUCUUAGAAGCCAUGCCUCUUCAUUAACAUAACAAGAUUCUGAAGAGAGGUUGAGAAAGAUAUAUAUAUAUAUAGAGAGAGAGAGAGAGAGAGAGUUGGAAGAAUAUAACAAGGCUAUGGAGUCCAGGGGUAAGUUCUGUGAAAAAGCCAAGCCAUAUUUGGCUGUGAUUGUUCUGCAGUUUGGAUAUGUAGGCAUGUCCAUAAUUUCAAAGUUUGCUCUAAACAAAGGGAUGAGUCAACAUGUGUUCGUGGUCUAUAGACAUGCUUUAGCCGCCCUUGUAAUGUCUCCCUUUGCCAUUGUUUUUGAUAGGAAGGUGAGGCCAAAGAUGACAGUCCCUAUCUUUGCUAAGAUACUGUUGUUAGGCUUGUUAGAGCCAACUAUAGACCAGAACUUGUUUUACACUGGCAUGAAGUACACCACAGCAACUUUUGCUGUUACUUUGAGCAAUAUUCUCCCUGCUUUUGCUUUUCUUACGGCUUGGGCCUUGAGGCUUGAGGAGGUUAAUUUGAGGAAAUUGCGUAGCCAGGCAAAGAUAUUGGGGACUCUAGUGACUGUGGGAGGAGCAAUGGUAAUGACUCUAUUUAAAGGAGCAAAGCUGGAUUUGCCAUGGACAAAAGGACAUGAUUAUCAUGGAUCUACCAGUGAUCUAACCACACAUGAUGAUCCCCUUAAGGGUGCUAUUAUGAUUGUUGUAGGCACCUUUUGCUGGUCUAGUUUCAUCAUCCUUCAGGCAAUAACCCUAAAAACAUACCCUGCUCAGCUCUCCCUAACAGCUUUGAUAUGCUUGAUGGGCACUAUUGAAGGAUCCAUAUUUGCUCUCAUAAUGGAAAGGGGAAAUCCCUCUGCUUGGUCUAUACACUUUGAUUCUAGGUUUUUAGCUGCUGUUUAUGGUGGAGUAGUUUGCUCAGGAGUUACUUAUUAUGUGCAAGGAGUGGUAAUGAAGAGUAAAGGUCCUGUCUUUGUCACUGCCUUCAAUCCUUUAAACAUGGUUAUCAUUACAAUCUUGGGGUCCUUUGUCUUGUCAGAGAUUGUCUAUUUAGGAAGGGUUGUUGGAGCAGUAGCCAUAAUCAUUGGGUUAUAUCUAGUUUUGUGGGGUAAGAGCAAGGAUCAAUCUCCAAUUACUUCAACCAAUGAAAAGGAAGCUUUAGAAAUGGAUUCUAUAGAAGAGACUUCAAAUCAAGAAUCGGUUGCCAUUGAUUUCAACAAAGUGAGACCUGCCCAUGAAUCUGUCUGAAGGAUUUCUAAUUCAGUGUUCAAAAAAAGUGUAAUUAGCAAUGACUGCAUGGAAUUAAUAAUUAUCCAACUUCCAUGCAGCUGCCCUUGUUUUUCAAUUUCCAAAUCUUCCUUGCUUGAACGUCCUAUCUAUUGUAUGAAAAUUAAGGGUAAAAUGAAAAAACUAUUACUUAUUUUUAUUUAA
Messenger RNA from Manihot esculenta (cassava), 1488 nucleotides. Its product is annotated as WAT1-related protein At2g39510. The record is from RefSeq and is a predicted model, not a curated record. Gene Ontology annotation, molecular function: transmembrane transporter activity. NCBI's taxonomy places the organism in Eukaryota, Viridiplantae, Streptophyta, Magnoliopsida, Malpighiales, Euphorbiaceae. Gene Ontology annotation, cellular component: plasma membrane. Bases 187 to 1305 code for a protein of 372 amino acids. The transcript is spliced from 7 exons.